Messenger RNA from Indicator indicator, 3716 nucleotides. It is a transcript of the gene DHX30, whose product is annotated as DExH-box helicase 30. Gene Ontology annotation, molecular function: DNA helicase activity; ATP binding; G-quadruplex RNA binding. The record is from RefSeq and is a predicted model, not a curated record. Gene Ontology annotation, cellular component: cytoplasm; intracellular anatomical structure; nucleus. Lineage: Eukaryota; Metazoa; Chordata; Aves; Piciformes; Indicatoridae. The coding region runs from base 1 to 3687 and encodes 1228 amino acids. The transcript is spliced from 19 exons.
AUGGCGGCGCUGGGACUGCUGCUGCAGGCGGCUGCGGCCUGCGGCUCGGCGGGGCCUCUGCGCCUCUGCCGCUGCUACCGGGCGGCUCCGGGCACUCGGGGGCUCUGCAGCCGCCUGCCCGCGGCGCACAGUCCCGAGGGGAGGAAGCAGGAGGAGGAGCAGGGCGCCGAGGAGCAGGAAGCCGCCAUGGGGAAGGAUUCCAGAGACCUGCUGAAGGAAUUUCCCCAGCCCAAGAACCUGCUCAACAGCGUGAUCGGCCGAGCCCUGGGCAUCUCCCAUGCGCGGGACAAGCUGGUCUACAUCCACACCAACGGGCCCAGGAAAAAGAAAGUCACCCUGCACAUAAAGUGGCCUAAAAAUGUGGAGGUGGAAGGUUAUGGGACCAAGAAGAUUGAUGCUGAGAGGCAAGCAGCAGCUGCAGCAUGUCAGCUCUUCAAGGGCUGGGGUUUGCUGGGCCCCCGGAACGAGCUGUUCGACGCCGCCAAGUACCGGCUGCUGGCCGAGCAGCUGGGCUGCCCCGACGAGCGCUGGUGCUCUGAGGCCAAGUGGCGCUCCAAGUCCGGCCCCUCCUUGGCCGACCUCUCCACCUGCUGGCGCCGCAUGGAGCCUGACGACUCCAUCCAGCCCAUGGAGCAGGGCAGGAUGCCCAAAGCCAUGAGGAGAGAAGAGCUGGAGGAAGGGGAGCUGGAGGAGGGGGAGCUGGAGGAAGGGGAGCUGGAAGAGGAAGCUAUCGACGUGUCUGAUUAUCUCCCCAUGGCCCACCAGGACGCUCGAACCCCGGGCAGAGACGUGAGCCGAGGAGGGAGCUCCAUUGAGAUGACUGAUGACAACACUGCCAUCCGUGCCCUGACACAGUUCCCUCUUCCCAAAAACCUCCUGGCCCAAGUGAUUCAAAUCGCAACCUCCUCCUCCACGGUCAAGGAGUACAUGCAGUUCCGCACGGUGGGCACCAAGACCAAGAUCUGCAAGCUGACACUGCGCUGGCCCUGCCCCAUGACCUUCGCCGCCAAGGGCCGGCGCAAGGUGGAGGCAGAGAACAAAGCAGCAGCUCUGGCCUGCCAGAAGCUGAAGAGCCUGGGCUUGGUGGACAAGAACAACAACCCCCUGAGCCACGCCAUGUACAACAUGACCUCGCUGCGGGAGCUCGGGGAGAACCAGCGGAAGCCCUGCCACAUCAAGGUCCCCGAGGCCACCCUGCGCAAGAUCGAGAACUACCUGAACCAUUAUCCGGUGGACAUCAGGGAAGCCCGGCCCCGGAUUGCUGACGACAUGAUGAACCUGAGCAAGGAGUCUGGUGCCAUCAGUGAUGCCAUCACAGGGAAGACCUACAUCCCCAUGCUGGAGGCAGAAGAAGUGCGCCUUAGCCAGAACCUCCUGGCCCUCUGGAAGAGGAGAGGAUCCUCCUGGCAGGAGAGCCACCCGCUCCCAGUAGAUCCUCACAAGGACACCAUCCUGUCAGCCAUUGAGCAGAACCCUGUGGUGGUGAUAGCAGGAGACACAGGCUGUGGGAAGACCACCAGGAUCCCUCAGCUGCUGCUGGAACACUACAUCCUGGAGGGCCGUGGUGCCCGCUGCAACGUGGUCAUCACCCAGCCGCGCAGGAUCAGCGCCAUCUCCGUUGCCCAGCGUGUGGCACAGGAGCUAGGGCCCAACAUGAGAAAGAACGUUGGCUACCAGGUGCGACUGGAGAGCAAACCACCUGCCCGGGGAGGAGCUCUGCUCUUCUGCACCGUGGGCAUCCUGCUGAGGAAGCUGCAGGGCAACCCCAGCCUGGAGGGUGUCAGCCACGUGGUGGUGGAUGAGGUCCACGAGCGGGACGUCAACACGGAUUUCCUGCUCAUCCUGCUGAAGGGCAUCCAGAAGCUCAACCCUGACCUGCGCCUGGUCCUGAUGAGCGCCACAGGAGACAACCAACGUUUCUCCCAUUACUUUGGGGAUUGCCCUGUGGUCAAGGUGCCAGGCUUCAUGUACCCAGUGAAGGAGUAUUACCUGGAGGAGAUCCUGGCCAAGCUGGGCCGGCACCGACACCGGCACUAUGAGAUCAAGCAAUCAGAUGAUGAAUGUGUCCUUGAUCUUGAUCUGAUCACUGACCUUGUGCUCCAGAUUGAUGCCCAUGGAGAACCAGGAGGGAUCCUCUGCUUCCUCCCUGGGUGGCAGGAGAUCAAGGGGGUGCAGCAGCGCCUGCUGGAGAUGCUGGGCUCUCAGAACAGCCGGUACCUCGUCCUGCCAGUGCACUCCAACAUCCCCAUGAUGGACCAGCAAAACAUCUUCCAGAGGCCUCCACCGGGCGUCAGGAAGAUUGUCUUGGCCACCAACAUCGCUGAGACCUCCAUCACCAUCAACGACAUCGUGCACGUGGUGGACAGUGGCACGCACAAGGAGGAACGCUACGACCUGAAGACCAAGGUGUCCUGCCUGGAGACAGUGUGGGUGUCCAAGUCAAACGUGGUGCAGAGGCGAGGCCGUGCCGGGCGCUGCCAGUCAGGCUUUGCCUACCACCUGUUCCCUCGCAGCCGCCUGGACAAGAUGCCAACUUACCAGGUGCCAGAGAUCCUUCGCACCCCGCUGGAGAACCUGGUGGUGCAGGCCAAGAUCCACAUGCCAGAGAAAACAGCAGUUGAGUUCCUCUCCAAGGCCCUGGACAGCCCUGACAUCAAAGCUGUGGACGAGGCGGUGAUCCUGCUGCAGGAGAUCGGAGUGCUGGACCAGCGGGAAGCCCUCACCACCUUGGGCAAGCGCCUUGCCCAGAUCUCCACCGACCCUCGGUUGGCCAAGGCCAUCGUGCUGGCCUCCAUCUACCGCUGCCUGCACCCUCUGCUGGUCAUCGUCUCCUGCCUCACCCGAGACCCCUUCAGCAGCAGCCUGCAGAACCGUGCUGAGGUGGACAAGGCCAAGGCUGUCCUGAGUCGGGAGAGCGGCAGCGACCACCUGGCCUUCGUCCGAGCGGUGGCAGGCUGGGAGGAGGUCCUGAGGCGCAGGGACAGUCGGGCCAGGGACAACUACCUGCAGGACUACUACCUGUAUGGCCCCAGCCUUCGAUUCAUCAACGGCCUUGUCAAGCAGUUCUCCGAGAACCUCUAUGAAGCCUUCCUGGUGUCCUCUCCAUCUGACUGCACCAUGCCCUCGUCUGUGUGCAACCAGUACAGUGAAGAGGAGGAACUUGUCAAGGGUGUCCUCAUGGCUGGGCUCUACCCCAACCUCAUCCAGGUGAGACAAGGCAAAGUGACACGUCAGGGGAAGUUCAAACCCAACAGCUACGCGUAUCGGACAAAGGCUGGCACCGUCCUGCUCCACAAGUCCACCAUCAACAGGGAGGCCUCCAAGCUCUACAGCCGCUGGCUGACAUACUUCAUGGCCGUGAAGUCCAACGGUGGAGUCUUCGUGCGGGACUCCUCCCAGGUCCACCCCCUGGCCGUGCUCCUCAUGACUGACACUGACAUCCACAUCCGAGACGACGGCUGGCGAGCGACGGUGUCCCUGACGGACAGCGACCUGCUGGUGCUGGAGGGGGACUCCUACACCAUCCGCCUGCUGCGCGACUUCCGCCUCUCCCUCUCCAAGAUGGUGGAGACCUGCCUGUGCUACGAGAUGGCAGCCAUCCCCGGGGACCUGCACCACCAGCACAGCCAGCUGCUGGACAUCCUGGUGGAUCUGCUCAAGGGGCCUCCUGGCAGCUUUGGUGCUUAGGCUGCUGCAGCCGGAGCCGGAGGAUUCUG